Molecule: messenger RNA, 1648 nt
Organism: Cornus florida
Lineage: Eukaryota; Viridiplantae; Streptophyta; Magnoliopsida; Cornales; Cornaceae
Product: ethylene-responsive transcription factor ERF119-like
Exons: 2
Coding region: 510-1301 (263 amino acids)
Biological process (GO): regulation of DNA-templated transcription
Molecular function (GO): DNA binding; DNA-binding transcription factor activity
Source: RefSeq, a predicted model, not a curated record
GACAAAACAUAACCGAAAUAUUCUAGAGAGAGAAACCGGAGCCAUAGAUUUCAAAUCCUCGACGCUUCUUCUCUCAAUCUAGACUUUUUAGGGUUUCAGAAGGUUUGAGAAUUCUUGAUAACUGAGACAUUUUUUCUCCUUUUUCUCAAGAACCAGGAGGAGGGGUUUGUGAAGAAAAUAUUUAUGUCUUCCGGAUCCGAAUUGUUGGUGACUGGGGCGUUGAAGCUCUGGCAUUCCGUCUCCUCGUUUUUCUUAGCUCUCCGCUACACCAAUUUCGCAAUUUCUACGCGUUUGAGGCCAAAAAGGAGUUGUUCUGGAUUAGGGUUUUUUUGGGUUUUUCAUAUUAAGCGAUUUGUUCUUGAGAGGGGCCUCUUGCCGGACAAAUUUUGAUCUUGAGAAGGAUUCUUCCCUUCUGGUUCUGGUUCUGUUUUUGUUUCCUAUUUUGUGGGUUUUGGAGAGGAUACAUCUUGGCAAAGAUCGUGUUUUUAUCAAACCAAAUCGGCAAACCCAUGAGGAAACUUCGGGUGUUCCGUUACGAUGAUGACGCCACUGAUUCGUCCGAUGAUGAGCCUUGCAAAUCAAAGAAGCGUUUCAUUAGAGUGAUUAAUCUCCCAAUGGCUGGUCAUCAGCAGAUUAAAUCUAUGAAAACGGAUAGCAACAAUGGCUGCAAAAACCCUAGAAAGAGGCUUUUGACCAAGACUUUGAACCAACAGGGAGAAUCUGGCCUGAAACACAGAGGCAUUCGACAGAGGAAAUGGGGCAAAUGGGCUGCUGAAAUCAGGGAUCCCUUCCAAAGAAAGAGGGUUUGGUUGGGUACAUUUAAUACUGCAGAAGAAGCGGCAGCCGCUUACGAUAACAAGAGACUUGAAUUCUCUUUAAUGGCUAUUUCUUCCCCCGAGAAGAGGUGCAAUCAACCUUCCUUGAUGGCUGUCCCAAAAUCUUCUGAGGACUCUUAUGGUAUAAUGCCGGACAUACCGUCUCCGUCAUCUUCUCUUGAGUUGGGGUCUUCAAAUACAGCCUCCGCUUUGGCAUCACACAAUGAUAUGAUGAAAGAUGUUGUUAUUGGUGCCAAUGUUGGUGAGCAGCAAGUGCCCAAUUUGGUUUCUGUGGAUGCGCCAUUGAUGUCUCUUCCAAUUGGGGAGGGCCUGGACUAUGCACUGGAGCUUGAGUUGAUCUUCGCGGAAAAUGGUUUUGGACAAUAUUUAAGCGACAAUCUUGACUAUAUUGGGAACUGUGACAUGGACAAUCUCCAGAUAUGCGGGUCUGAUGGACGACCCAUUGAGCUUCCAGACUAUUUUUGACAGUGACCAGCUGGAUCAAGAAAAGUCUGCUUGGGUGGAUCAAUUUUUGGCUAUGGUGAAGCCCUUCAAUAUAUCACGCCCAUAGGAUUUGUAGCAAGUAGGAGGUAGUCAUUGUGGUAGUCUCAGGGACUGUAACCUGAACUAUUGAGAUAUUUUGUUGAGGGAGUAUGAUUUCUCUCUUUAUUUAGAAGUGUGUGUAAUGUGUAUUAGAGCCGUCCGAGGGUUGUUUGAUGGUAAGAGGCAAUUACUGUUGCCUCUUCAGAGUUUUACUCACAUUGUUUUAGUUUCAAGCUUAUUAUGAAUUGAUGAACUAUUCUUUGGUCUAAAUAAAUUGCAAUAUAUUCCCA